This is a messenger RNA of Sander lucioperca (pikeperch), 1444 nucleotides long. Its product is annotated as LIM and SH3 domain protein 1-like. Gene Ontology annotation, cellular component: focal adhesion. The record is from RefSeq and is a predicted model, not a curated record. The transcript is spliced from 8 exons. The coding region runs from base 194 to 991 and encodes 265 amino acids. Gene Ontology annotation, molecular function: actin filament binding. Lineage: Eukaryota; Metazoa; Chordata; Actinopteri; Perciformes; Percidae.
AUGAAUGUAUAAGUGACUCCUCCUCGCCUUGAUGUCGCGUCCCUAUAUUAAUUGAAUGCCUGCAGGCGAAGAAGACGACGGUAGUUCGUGUACCCGCUGCUUAUCACAGUCUGUACUUAACUUCUGAAUUGUUAUUUUUUAUAACUUUUUAUCAGUUAGUUGUUUUUUUGGUGUGAGGAAUCCCUGCGCGAUCAUGAAUCCGCCCUGUGGAAGAUGCAAUAAGCCAGUUUAUCCCACAGAAAAAAUAAAUUGCCUUGAUAAGUAUUGGCACAAAGGUUGUUUCAGCUGCGAGGUAUGCAAGAUGGCCCUGAGCAUGACGACCUACAAAGGCUUUGAGAAGAAGCCUUACUGCAGUAUGCAUUACCCCAAAACCUCCUUCACCAUAGUGGCCGACACCCCCGAGAAUCUGCGUCUCAAACAACAGAGCAUGCUCAACAGCCAGGCGCUCUAUAAGGAGGACUUUGAAAAGAACAAGGGGAAAGGUUUCAGCGUGGUGGUCGACACUCCGGAGAUGCAGAGAGUGAAGAAGACACAAGAUCAGAUCAGUCACGCUCUUUACAAGGAGGACUUUGAAAAGAACAAGGGGAAAGGUUUCAGCGUGGUGGUCGACACUCCGGAGAUGCAGAGAGUGAAGAAGACGCAAGACCAGAUCAGUAACAUAAAGUACCAUGAAGAUUUUGAGAAGAGCAGGAUUCGAAGUGACGCACCUCCUCCUGAGAACAGACAAGACUAUGAGGAACAACCAUCCAACCCUGAGAGAUUCAGUCAGCCGGUCGGGCAGAUGCGUCCUGCUGCUGUAGCACCACCUGGUGGAGGGAAACGUUACCAGGCCGUGUACAGCUAUGCGGCAGCAGAGGCAGAUGAAGUUUCUCUGCAGGAAGGCGAUCUGCUCUUAGACGUGGAGCCGAUAGAUGAAGGGUGGAUGUUCGGAUGCAACCAGCGCACGGGGCAGCGGGGCAUGCUCCCGGCCAACUACGUCCGACCCGUGUGAAACAAACAGACACAAGGUGGCCCUCCUCCAGCAUGAGAUGCCCUGUGACUCUGCUGUCACCAACAAUCAGGCAUCUUCUCUAAAUCAGCUUUUGCAAAUGAAAAGAAAUAUUCCCCCAACUGGUUCAGCUUUGCCUUUUUUUUUUUCUUCCAGAGAUAUGAUUUUGAAAUAUAAGUAAAGAAGAGGUAGUGGUGUGGUCAUAGGUUCUUGAAAAAUGAGAUUAGUCAGAGUGAGAUUUCACUUAAGGGAAGAGCAAUGAUACUAAAGAUUGAAGUGUCUGUAACAGAAACUCACAAAAGAGGAAGUAAGAGAGUAAAGCAGAGGUAAUAAAUUCACAAAACGGAAGAAAUGUUAAACCUACAGCUUUUUAACAAUACUUCUCAUUUACUUUUUUAAUCUCUCAGGAAACUUUCAUCUUUAUGGACAUGUCCUUCAGCAGUAAAGUGCAUUCCU